AUGUUCCGUCGCUUCCUCGGUAACAUCAUAACCGACACCGCCGCCUUCAAGACGUGGUGGACAAACGUGGCCGCCGAAUACAAAGACAACGACCUCGUCGUCUUCGACACAAACAACGAAUACCACGACAUGGACCAACAACUCGUCUUCGACCUAAACCAAGCCGCCAUCGACGGCAUCCGCGCCGCAGGCGCCACAAAACAAUACAUCACUCCUGAAGGCAACAGCUGGACCGGCGCGUGGACGUGGAUCAGUUCUGGCAACGGCGCUAGCAUGGUCAACCUGAAGGACCCAGAGAACAAACUCGUAUACCAAAUGCAUCAGUACCUCGAUACCGACGGCUCUGGUACUUCAGCUACCUGCGUCAGUGCGACGAUCUUCAAAGAGAGACUGCAGGCUGCGACCAAGUGGCUCAAGGAUAACAAGAAGCAGGGUGUUAUUGGCGAGUUUGCGGGUGGCAAUAACGCGCAGUGCAUUUCUGCGCUGCAGGAUGGGUUGAAGUAUAUGGGCGAGAAUAGCGAUGUUUGGCUUGGGGGUAUUUGGUGGGCAGCGGGACCGUGGUGGGCCGAUUACAUCUAUAACAUGGAGCCUACGACGGGCGUGGCUUGGACGGGGAUUUUGCCCAAGAUUAAGAGUUACUUUUUGUAG
Molecule: messenger RNA, 648 nt
Organism: Alternaria ventricosa
Lineage: Eukaryota; Fungi; Ascomycota; Dothideomycetes; Pleosporales; Pleosporaceae
Exons: 2
Coding region: 1-648 (215 amino acids)
Biological process (GO): glucan catabolic process
Molecular function (GO): hydrolase activity, hydrolyzing O-glycosyl compounds
Source: RefSeq, a predicted model, not a curated record